UUAUAAUUUCGAUUAAUUAAACUAAUUAAUUUUAGAUAUAAACAUAUGGAAAAUGAAAGCGAAAUCUAUAUUUCUGUUUAGCUUUUUGCUAUUUGAUGCGAGUAUACUCGGAGAAAGAACCAGACGACAAGCAUGCACCUGCAAGCCGUUCUCCCAGUGUGUUGGUCAAUAUCGAGAUUUAGGAUUGUUUGACAGCAAGAAGUGUAGUCUGGAGGAAGGCAAGACUGGGGUAUGUUGCCCGGAUGUUCAGCAAGCAAACCGGAAACCAAAUCUUUCCCUUAGAGAGGAUGAUUCUAACACACGUCUCCGAGUACCUAGCGGAGUAAACACUGCAUCUGUCAGAGCAGAAAUCAGUAAGAUUCCAAGAUCUCCGAUAUUCUCGGAUGGAUCUAAACAGGGGGAUCAAGAUGUCAAGGCUUUUCGACUUAUCAACCAAGUACGGCCAUCUGAUCAGGCAAUUUAUGAUGCAGCUCUCAAGCUUUCUCGGCUAAACGAUGUAGAUGGUGUUACCCUAAGUUUACGAGCCGAUGAUGAAGGGUUGGAUUCAACUAACAGCGUUGAUAUUGACGGACUCUGUCCUUGGACACAGAACAAACCAGCUGGAAGGAAACCUAACUGCCCUAGAACAGUGGGUAGAGAAUACAGAACUAUUGAUGGAAGCUGUAACAAUAUUAGAUCACCUAUCUACGGGAUGGCAAGUACACCUUUUCAAAGAAUUGUUGCUCCUGAAUAUUCACCAGGCCUUCAACCAAGGAAGAACAGUAGAGGUGAAGAACUACCCGGAGCUAGGUCUGUAACUACUACUAUAUUCUCUACAGGAGAUCCUCCAAACCAAUUUCAGAUAUCUGAACUAUUUGUACAGUUUGGUCAAUUCCUUGAUCAUGAGUUUGCUCACACCCCUGUAGUUGCUGUGGACUGCUGCGACAAGAACUCACAAGGAUUCCAUUGGAAUUUCCCAUCAACUCCUCGUCACCCUGAUUGUGUUCCCAUUCGAGUACCCAGCAAUGAUUCAUUCUGGGGACCUCGAGGACGAGAAUGUAUUGAGUUGUCAAGAAAUCUCUUCUCUCCGACCCUAAAAUGUAAAGCAGGGCAACGUGAACAAAUCAACUCGUUGACUCAUUGGAUAGAUUUGAGUAAUACAUAUGGGAGUACAGAGGAAGAAUUCGAAGAUGUUCGGGAUCCCCAGGAUCGUCGUCUUCUUCUAGUUUCUAGAACCAGCACUGGAGAAUCCUUACCACCCAGCUGUCCUGGGUCUCGGCGGGAGAGACCAAUGGGCUGUGAGGAGGUGUGUGCUGAACCCAGUAGAAACUGUGUAUUUUCAGGAGACUUUAGGGCUAGCGAGCAGCCUGGUCUUACAGUGGAACAUUUAACAUGGAUUAGGGAACAUAACAGACUAGCUGAGGAACUAUCCAGUAUAAACCCAAGCUGGCCCCAGGAGAAAGUGUUCCAGGAAUCUAGGCGGAUUAAUAUUGCUGAAUGGCAGCAUAUUAUAUAUAAUGAAUGGCUACCCCUGGCUCUUGGUCCAGAGUAUAUGCAGGUGUUCGGUCUGCUUCCUCUCUCACCAGGCAGUCCUCUACUCACAGACUACGAUCCCAGCAUGGAUCCAAGAGUGACAAAUGAGUUUGCUGCAGCGGCUUUCCGGUUUGGUCACACUAUGGUGAAAAGCACUUUAGGACAAGUUAGUGAUAGAGGACGUAAUACAAACUCUGUUGAUCUGAAAACAGUUUUUAACAACGCAAAUAAUAUCAGACAGUCAGGCUUUGUGGAAAACUCACUUAGAGGAGCGACGAGAAACUCGGCUGCUGAGAGGGAUCAAGUGUUUACUGACGAUCUUGUAAAUCAUCUCUUCGAAGACCAGGGGGCUGGUGGUCUGGAUCUAAUGAGUAUCAAUAUACAGCGAGGAAGGGAGAGGGGAGUGCCAGGAUACAACAGAUACAGACAAGAGUGUGCUUCUGGAUCCUUCAAAAGCGUCAGAAAUAUAGAUGAACUAGCCAAUGAUGGAUAUAUAUCUGCAGAAGAAGUUAGACGACUGAAGCUGCUUUAUGAAGAUGUGAAUGAUAUUGAUCUGUUUGUUGGUGGAGUGCUGGAAGAGCCACAUAGAAACUCCUUACUGGGCCCAACCUUCAAGUGCAUUGUUGGAGAUCAAUUUUUAAGAUUGAAACGUGGGGACAGGUUCUUCUAUGAGAACGAACACAAGGACGGAUUUAGUUUUGAACAAGUAAAUGAACUGAGAAAGGUUAGCUUGGCAAGAAUUAUUUGUGACAACUUCAAAAUUGCUGAGAUUCAACCGUUGGUCUUCCGGACUAAUGCUGGAGCAAAUAGUCUCGUUGAUUGCAAAGAUGCUGUCAGUAUUCCUAGAGUUAAUCUAGACCUGUUCAGAGAAUAGUCAGGAGUAAACCUAUCCUAGAGAUAUAAUCUAGACCUAUUCAGAGAAUAUUCUGGAGUUAAACUAUCCUAGAGUUAAUCUAGACCUAUUCAGAGAAUAGUCUGGAGUUAAACUAUCCUAGAGUUAAUCUAGACCUAUUCAGAGAAUAGUCUGGAGUAAACCUAUACCUAGAGUUAAUCUAGACCUAUUCAGAGAAUAGUCUGGAGUAAACCUAUACCUAGAGUUAAUCUAGGUAUAGGUAGAACUUUCCUAGAUAUUCCAGGGUUGGAUUUUCUCAGGAUUGUUCAAAUAUCUGAUCACUAAGGCAGCUUAAACGUAAAUUUUAAACAAAUGUUUCUGGUAAACCUGAAAAUAUGUUAUGAUUAUAUUGGAAAUAAAAUAAACAUUUAAUUAUA
This is a messenger RNA of Eurytemora carolleeae, 2781 nucleotides long. Its product is annotated as peroxidase. Lineage: Eukaryota; Metazoa; Arthropoda; Copepoda; Calanoida; Temoridae. Gene Ontology annotation, biological process: response to oxidative stress. The transcript is spliced from 31 exons. The record is from RefSeq and is a predicted model, not a curated record. Bases 53 to 2386 code for a protein of 777 amino acids. Gene Ontology annotation, molecular function: peroxidase activity; heme binding.